Messenger RNA from Malassezia restricta, 543 nucleotides. RefSeq names its product modifier of rudimentary (Mod(r)) protein. The record is from RefSeq and is a predicted model, not a curated record. Gene Ontology annotation, cellular component: ESCRT I complex. Bases 1 to 543 code for a protein of 180 amino acids. The transcript has 2 exons. NCBI's taxonomy places the organism in Eukaryota, Fungi, Basidiomycota, Malasseziomycetes, Malasseziales, Malasseziaceae. Gene Ontology annotation, biological process: ubiquitin-dependent protein catabolic process via the multivesicular body sorting pathway; protein targeting to vacuole; protein targeting to membrane.
AUGAGAGGAGGCAGUGGCGGCGCCUCGCGCCUUGCUACCGACUUUCCCUGCAUCGCGUCAUGGUCCCGCGAUGAUUUGUCGGCUAUAGCGGACAAUACGGAUGCGGCUCUGACGGAUGCGGCUGUGCAUGCACUGCCCGACGUACAGGCAUGGGCCAAGGCGCAUGCCGCCCUUCUGGAAGAGGUGGAGCGUGCCGCAGCGCGCAAUGAAGCACGUCGGCCUGAGCUAGAGUCGUUGCGUAGCGAGACGCGUCGUGCGUACGAGCAUGCGCGCACGCUGCAGGCUCAAUGGCCCGCGGUGGAACGCGCGCUGCACGAGGCCCGCAAGCGGUUCAUGCCGUUUGCGAUGCAGUCGCAGCUCCAAAUGGCAGCGAACCAGCUGCAUGACGAAAGCGAGGCCUUCGCGAAUGCAUACGUCGAGGGUCUCACGCCUAUGGAUGAUACCGUCUUUGUGCGCCAGUACCUCGACCUCCGCACACGCCACCACGUACACAGCAUGCUGCAGGAGCAGUGCGCCCAGCGACGAGUCCAAUGGCAGGCGUGA